This is a messenger RNA of Didymodactylos carnosus, 1065 nucleotides long. Lineage: Eukaryota; Metazoa; Rotifera; Eurotatoria; Philodinida; Philodinidae. The record is from the annotation of a GenBank genome assembly.
AUGUUAGACUAUCAAGGAUACAGUAAGAUAUCGGAGAGCACCAAAAGUUGGACUCUCGAAAAAUCCGAUAAUUCCACAUUUAAACGAACUACUUGGGCCGUUACUGAAAAAAUUCACGGUGCUAAUUUUUGUUUCCUAUGUGAUCAAGAUGGUCAACGAAUUCGUUGUGGAAAACGAACGGAACUAUUAUGCGAUACAGAUGACUUCUUUGGUUACAAACGAUUGCUGGAUGCAACCAUUCCGAAAAUACAACAGACAUAUGCAUUCGUUAGAACAACGUUGAUGACUCAAGAAAAAACUUUAGAAAAAUUAUACGUGUUUGGAGAAUUGUUUGGCGGUAGUUAUCCACAUACCGAUGUUGCCAAAGUGCCAAAUGUCAGUGCUGUGCAGACUGGUAUAUGGUAUUGUCCCGAUAUCGAGUUUUAUGCAUUUGAUGCGGCUGUAGUAUUAAAUGGUAACGAUGAAAAACAAAUUUAUCUCGAUUUUGAACUUUGUUUAAAAGCCUUUCAACAUGCUAAUUUGUUAUGCGCCGAGCCUUUAUUUAUUGGAAAGUACGAACAAGCCAUUAAUUUUGAAAUUGGAUUUAAUACUAAAUUACCAGCAAAAUUAGGACUUCCAUCUCUUGAAGGGAACAAAGCGGAAGGUAUAGUAAUUAAACCAAUGCGUGAAAUAAUGGUGAAUACAAAUAAGGGUUUAGUACGUGCAAUAUUAAAAAAGAAGAUUGAAGAAUUUUCAGAAGAAAAAUUUAAUCAAGCUCAAAAACAAGAAAAAAAAACUGAAUUAUCCGAUGUAGAUUUAUUGAGAUUUGAAAUCGAUGCUUUGGUGACUGAAAAUCGUCUCAACAAUGCUCUAAGUAAAGUGGGACGUGUGACUGUCACCCAGAAGGACAAAAUAAAUGAAUUAUUGAAUGUAUAUGUUAAGGAUGUGAUUGAUCAGUUGUGUGAAGACAAUAAAGAUAUGUGGACAAAUCUUUCGCAGAAUGAUCGUGCCAUGUUGAACGAAGAAUUGACGCUAAUGACAAAAAAACUGAUUAUUAAAUAUUUCAAAACUAAACCUGAUGUCUAA